Messenger RNA from Desarmillaria tabescens, 1557 nucleotides. Its product is annotated as Dbl domain-containing protein. The transcript has 4 exons. NCBI's taxonomy places the organism in Eukaryota, Fungi, Basidiomycota, Agaricomycetes, Agaricales, Physalacriaceae. The record is from RefSeq and is a predicted model, not a curated record. Bases 126 to 1193 code for a protein of 355 amino acids. Gene Ontology annotation, molecular function: guanyl-nucleotide exchange factor activity. Gene Ontology annotation, cellular component: cytoplasm.
GACGGGGAUGUUUUCAGGGGCAAGCAACUGACGUCGACGACUCGGACGGAGUAAUAACAAAGCUUCACCAAUACCACCACUUUCCUUUCCUUUCCCGCUCUAGUCAAGACAUCGCUCCUCCUUCAAUGCAGUCCGAUCAGCCGUCGAGUGUAGCCUUUCCCUUGUCCGAAUCGCCAGUCAAGGCCCAGCCACAGCCGCGCCCUACCCAUCUACCAUUUCGACGGAUAUCGCUACCAACUGCACCAACAUUGGGUCAUAGAGAAUCCGUAGUCAGCGUAGCGUCGUUCGACUCGCUACCGGAAGACGGGUCAUUGCCGAUACCUGCUAUGAUGCGUAACGUCAACGCUGGAAAGAGGCCCAAUGGACGGCCAAUAUCUACCGACGGUAUCCGGAAGGGAAACAGGAGGAGCCUGCGUCCCGUUGACGACGUCUUGGAGUCGAAACGGCGAAAGGUCAUCCAGGAGUUUUAUGAGACAGAGCGCACCUACGUCGACGGUCUCGAGCUAAUUUAUUCCCAUUUCCUGACUCCCAUCAUUGCAUCUCUCGAGACUUCUCAGCCACUGCUCGACCGGUCCGGACUGACUUCUGUGUUCUCAAAUUUUAUCGACAUUUGGAACUUUCAUCGGUCGUUCUUCUCUGCUCUAACGUCCCAUCUUUUCCCGAGCUCGGGUUCCGCUUCCACCUCCUCCCUCCCCCUCUCCGCUAACCAGCCGCUUUCCCCGAUCCUGCUCUCUCACUUUCCUUAUUUGUCUCUAUACACACCAUUCGUGACCGCGUUUCCGACCACAAUUGCCUCCAUAACCAAUCUCAUCUCCCCGCCUUCGGCAAAUAGCUCUAAUCCUCAGUAUAGUGCCUCUUUUGCGGCAUUUCUAGCCAAGCAAGAGUCAGAUCCUCGCUGUGGUAGACUAAAGCUACGAGAUUGGCUCUUGACUAUAGUUCAACGCUGCCCGCGAUAUCUUCUUCUGUUAAAGGAUUUGAUUGAACGUACAGCACCAGAUGAUCCCGAGCAUGCGCAAUUGACGGCAGUUCAUACGCUUGUUUCCAAAAUUACCCAGUCGCUUAACUCCUCACUCCACACUCAUGCGCAAACCCUCUCCCUUCUCGCCUUGCAAAAGACUACACCAAAUCUUCCGUUUCAGCUCAUAAGUCCCGGCCGCACACUCCUGAAACGCUGGCAGUCUCCUCCAAAUUGAACGGAGCGAGCCGCCGCGCGAACGUGAAUUCCUCCUGUUCUCUGAUUGUCUCAUAUGGCUUGCGAGCGAGGACUCGGAACGUGGAUGGAUGAAGACUGACUGGGCCAUUCCCGGUUGGGCGCCUCAGGAGCCCAUUUCUCCGUUGCGACCGCUCAUGAUACGAACAAGGAGCAAGAGCGAGGCGGAGCUGCCUAGUCUGCUUCGAUCCCGUAUAAGCGGGUUCCCGAUGAAGAGCCGGAGCACUGAUUCCGCCACCGACGAGAAAAUCACAGUUGCCUGGUGGCGGCGUCCGGCGGCAAGCGAGUAGCGGGGAUGAGAGGUGGGUGUACAAGGCUCGAGCGGGGUUGGUAGACCUCGAGGUGGU